UUCCAUCGAAUAACCUUAACACGAACUUAGUAUUGUGUGCGUCAAUAGGGAAGUGUUUCUGUGUGUCUCAGCCCCUGAAACCGACACUGAAAUAAGUGACAUAGAAUCGCAGGGUAUAACAGCAUGGCCCGAGUGAACAUAAAACACUUGACUGACUGAACUUUAUUGCCCGGGAAAUAAAGUACAUUUAUCAAAAAGUUACAUGUAAGAGUUCGAUGUCAACCGCGGUGUGCGAGGAGACACCCAACGCAACUCUAGAAAACGGUUCACCAAGACCUGAUUCCUCCGCCCUGUUCAUUGGCGAAGGAGACGGCGAAGAAGACCCCGCGUGUCACUCUCGCACAAACGCAGGCGACGCAGACGAAGGAAACGGCACUGCUUUGCUCUCUCCUUGCGCGAGUCCGGCGAACCAGCAGGCAACACUCGCCUCAGAAACCCUCGAUCUGAAGAGAACCUGCGUGCUUUUGCUCGUCGGUGCUGGAGCUGGGAUUCCCGAAGGUGAUCUCGGCGAACCCUCGACUUCGAAGCUCCUGCAGGAGGGAAGAGAAGAGAAGAAGGCAGAGGAAGAAACGACGUCAGUCCCAAUGAGGAGCAGAGUCGACGUGCAUACUGUUGUCCUUGAAGGCUUUGCGGAGAUGUCGCAGACAAAAGGUGAACGUGGAGCUGCGGAGAAGGCUGAGGGUAUGGACACCCAGCGUGCCCUCCUCUCUCUCGUUGCUAUAUUCUUAGUGUCCUUCAGUGCUCUUGCAUUUGUAUACACAAACUUCCCACAGAUGGAUCCGGAAGAGUAUCAAUAUAUAAAGCUACCAACAGAUAUCGAAGACGCCAAGAACUUGGGUCGUGUAUUGUCUCACUACAAGAACAGAUAUUACCUUGAAGUACUAGCUGGAGUCUUUGUGACGUACAUAUUCUUACAAACAUUUGCCAUUCCUGGUUCCAUCUUCUUAUCCAUUCUCUCAGGUUUCCUCUUCAGGUGGGAAAUAGCACUGCUGCUUAUCUGCUUCUGCUCGGCUACUGGUGCUUCCUUCUGCUACCUGCUCUCUUACCUAGCAGGCAGACCUGCUGUCCUUAAAUAUAUGCCAGAACGCACAAAGUCAUGGCAAGAAAAGGUUGACAAGCAGAGGGAUAAUUUACUCUUCUACAUCAUCUUUCUACGCAUCACGCCUUUCCUUCCAAACUGGUUCAUCAACAUCACCAGUCCUGUCAUUAAUGUGCCUCUGAUGCCGUUUUGGUUUGGAACUUUUCUAGGUGUUGCCCCACCGAGUAUACUAGCAGUACAAGCAGGUACUACUUUAUAUGAACUAACUUCUUCCAGGGAUGCCUUUUCCUUAACUUCUGUGGUACUAUUGGGUCUAGCAGCUUGCCUCUCCCUUGUGCCAAUCCUCCUAAAGAAUCGCCUACGAGAAAAGUUUGACUAGGGCCUGCUACCUUCCUUGGGUCCAGUGUGGAGGUCAAAAAAGCACCAAAAACAAGCCAAGACAUCUGCCAAGAAAUCUGUUUCUUCCUUGUCUCCAUGUUCAUCAGAAAGGGGCAGUCGAAACAAGAGGGUCAGGAGGGCCUUUGUCCUUCUUUCACGGAGACGGGUUGUCAGGCAGCCAGCUGUGGGAGAGACCAGUCUACCUGGACCAGCUGUCCUGCAGCAUCAUUCAGCUGCUGUGUCACCUGUACACUUGGCAGAAUACAGUGAAGAGCCCAGUGUGGAGAUGGUGAUCAUUGUCCACUCAGGGCACUGACUUUGGUUUUUAUUUCUUUUAAUCUGUAGUUUCAUAUUAUUUGUAUUCAGAUAUGAAUUUGAAGUUAAUGAAAGAUUGAAGUUUCUACCUACAGUAACUUCUUGAGAUUUUUACUUUUAAAGAGUAGUGAAGUUCACCUUUUUUCUUUCUUUCGUAGACUAGGAGAGAUUGGAGUCAAAUGUGAUGCAUAUAUCAAAGUUUCACCAUUUCCAUGAAUGGAUGAGAGCUGUGGUUAAUGAAUGUAACUCAUGUCUGAUUGUAUGUUAUCUGGCAUCUCUUCCAUUAUAUCUGAAUGUUCAAAAAUGUAUGUGUAAUGUUUGUAUGGACAGCAAUGUCUGUCAGAGCAGUUAUGUAUCUUUACUAGGAAAAAUAAUAAAUGUACACAAAUAUACCAUAAAGCUUAGCACUUCUCAAUAGACAUACCUGCGCCCCCCCCCCCUACCUAUCCCUCAUCAAUAGACUGUUCUGUGAGUGUGUGACAAUUUACUGCCCAGUGUUAAGAAACUAGUAAUGCUGGAGGGUCACAUACUGUAGUUGCAAGAAAUUUUCAGAUUUUGCUACCCUACAUAAGCAAAAGAUAUUUUGCAAACCAUCUAUAUCUGAACUCCAGAUUAAGUAACCUUGUCAAAUAGUGAGAAAAUUUUCCUUUAAGUACGUAUAUCAGUAGAGUGGAAAUACUUGAGGCAAAAUCCGUCCAUAUACGUAAUUAAGCUGAGCAGCUGAGUUGUUGCUCCAUUUGUCACUUUGAAUAUAUGUGUUCAGAUGAUAUUCAUCAUUAAUUCAAAAUAGAUCAAAAUCCUCCAGAAAAUGCAUUUGCAUUUGACAUGGGUCUAAAUUCAACAGAUAUUUUUCAUUUGGGUGGUAUGAAGUGAAAAUAUUAAAAGAUCUGUGAUCUGAUAACAGCAGGGACUAAGAGAAAGGAAUAUACUGUUUAAUGGAAAUGCAAAAUUAUAGUAAGUACAUAUUGUCUUUUUAGUCUUUUUUUCUCUCUGAUAGACUUAGGUUGAAGUCUCAAAAAAAAAAAUAAUAAUAAAAUAAAGCAAUUUCAAAAUUGCCAUCAGUUCAUAUGCCAAAGCUGGUAUAUUUGUAAUACCCCCUUUUGUGAUAUACCUACAUGAUCAUUCAAACCUUUGAUAGUUUAUCUGACUUUACUGCAUAACCACCACUUUGGGCUGUUGCCAAAGUACAUGUAAAUAAAGAUGCAGAAGUGUGCAGAUAUAUGCUAAUUUGCAAUGUGAGAGUGAAUGUAGUGAGAACCGUGUCAGUGAACUUCAUUUAAUUUUCUUUAUCUUAUGGUCCUAUUUAUUUAUGGUUUAUCAACUGGUGCAAAAAGCCUUUUGAAUGGCAAAUAAAGCAGAUCCCUGUAAAA
Molecule: messenger RNA, 3102 nt
Organism: Penaeus vannamei (Pacific white shrimp)
Lineage: Eukaryota; Metazoa; Arthropoda; Malacostraca; Decapoda; Penaeidae
Gene: stas
Product: Transmembrane protein stas
Cellular component (GO): endoplasmic reticulum membrane
Source: RefSeq, a predicted model, not a curated record